GUGGAAGAUGAGCAUGAGCAUGAGCCCCCGCCCGGCCGGCCCUGCUCACCAAACUUUCCAUUUCAUCCCCACGCCUUUUCCAUCCAUCCAUCUGAUCUGAGAGAGAAAAGCGUGGAGGCCUUUGUGCGGGCGUCUCCCUCUCUCUGUGUGUGUGUCUCGCUCUAGACAGCUGAGCAGAGGUGAGCUGAGGCAGUGGCAGGGAGGGAGCAGCGAAUUGAAGAUCCUUAAAUGCGGUUUGGUGGCAUCCCCGCGCGCGCUGGCCCCCAUGCAGGCCUGCCCUGGACGCAUGGGUGCAACAUGCCACCACCAUUGCCAUUGCCAUUGCCAUUGACACCACCCCCACCUACAUAAAUCCCCUCCCGCUAGCCUCUUCCCCGGCUUUUACCGCUCUUUGACUCCACUCCACUCCACCACCCAGCCAGCCACCCUCCGCUCGCACACGCCAAAACAUUCAUUCACUUGUUAGUUAAGCUUGCUUGCUUGCUUGCUUGGGUCCUCGCCGCGUCGCGUCGCGCUCGCGCCGGCCGUGGAUCGAUCGGCCGCGCCGUAUGGGGAGGCAGCGGCGGUGGUCGCGCGCGGCGCUCGUCGCGUGCCUGGUGCUCCUCGCCGCCGCCGCGUGCGCCGAGUCGGCGCGGCCGGGGCCGCUGGCGGCGGCGACCGAAGGGCUGCCUGCCGGCGCGAUGGAGAGCGCGAGCAUCGACGGCGGCGACGGCCCGCGGAGGAGCGCGUUCGACGUGCUGGUGGAGGGCCUCGUCAGCAUCGGGCUGGGCCGGCGGUGGCGCGCCGGCGACGGCGUCGGGCUGGUGGACGGCGACAAGCGGCGCGUGCCCACGGGGCCCAACCCGCUCCACAACAGAUGAGUACGCACGUGCCUGCCACGUAGCUAGCUCGCUAAUCACCCGUUAGCUCUGGACCUCGUAGCGUCCGUCGGUCCGUAUACUGGCGCCGUCGCCGGCGGUGGCCGGGCGACGGCGAGAGGAGCGGGGGAGGAGAAGAACGGGAAGGAGAAGAGAGGAUAGGAGCUCGUAGUAUUGCUGUUCCCUUCUGCUUCCCUUUCUUCUUUUUCCCCCUGAUUUUUCUUCUUCCUCUUCUUCUUUCCUACUACUAGCUAGCUACCUUUUUGUUGCUUGUCUUUUGCCCUUAUUUUUCUUGUGUCCUCGAUUGGUUUGUGAAGUGGACAGCAAGGCCAUUCUGUUGGUUGAAAGAGAUACAUAUAUGAGUAUAUACUUCUUUGUUUGCUUGCCCCA
Molecule: messenger RNA, 1247 nt
Organism: Triticum aestivum (bread wheat)
Lineage: Eukaryota; Viridiplantae; Streptophyta; Magnoliopsida; Poales; Poaceae
Exons: 1
Coding region: 549-860 (103 amino acids)
Source: RefSeq, a predicted model, not a curated record